CCCUCGUAAGAAAGUUUGGAGAGCUGUGUAUGAGACAUCCAGUGUUAGCGCUUUAAGGAGCACCUGUUAUCCCAGCAUCCUUUGCGUGUCAAACAUGGAAGAACUGGAGGUAGAGGUUCGUGGCUCCAACGGGGCUUAUUACAAGGGCUUAGUCAAGGCCAUCCACAAUGAUUCACUCACCAUUGCCUUUGAGAACAAUUGGCAACCAGAACGCCAGGUACCCUUCAGUGAUGUCAGGAUGCCACCUCCUGCUGAUGUCAAGAAGGAGAUUAAAGAGGGGGAGGAGGUGGAGAUCCUGUCUCGAGCCACUGAGCUAGAACCUUGUGGCUGGUGGCUAGCUAAGGUUUGCAUGACAAAAGGAGAUUUCUUUGUAAUUGAGUAUGCGUCCUGUGAUGCCACCUACAAUGAGAUUGUGACAUUUGAUCGGUUGCGCCCAGUCAACACUAACAAGGCAAUCACCAAUAAUUACUUUCACAAGUGCAGUAUCGCUAUUCCUCAAGAUCUGCAAGAAGCGUGUCAGACUGAUAAUGCCCAUAAGGACUUUAAGAAAGCUGUGGAAGCCUGUCAUGUCUCAUACUGUCCUGAGACCAGCCAGUUGGUCAUUGUGUCCACCAAUGAGUCUACAGUGAAGCGUGUGUCUUUGCUGAGUGACAUGCACCUCCGCAGCCUCAGAACCAAACUUAUGCUCAUGUCUCGCAACCAGGAAGCUACAAAACACCUUGAGAACUCGAGGCACCUGGUGUCAUCCUUCCAAGAAGAGUUUAUGGUGAGACCAGAUUUGAUGGGACUGGCCAUUGGUAGUCAUGGCAGUAACAUUCAGCAAGCACGAAAAGUUUCAGGUGUCACUGCCAUUGAUUUGGAUGAAGAGACUGGUACCUUCAGAAUUUAUGGAGAGACAGCAGAAGCGGUGAAAAAGGCAAGGAACUUCCUAGAGUUUGUUGAGGAUUCUGUCCAGGUACCAAGAAACCUUGUUGGCAAAGUCAUUGGUAAGAAUGGAAAGGUCAUUCAAGAGAUUGUGGAUAAGUCUGGUGUUGUGAGGGUCAGGAUAGAAGGAGACAAUGACAACAAGCAACCUCGACAAGAAACGCAGGGAAUGGUCCCCUUUACCUUUGUCGGUACAAAGGAAAGCAUUGGAAAUGUCCAGGUCUUGCUGGAGUACCACAUCUCUUACCUCAAUGACAUGAUGGAGCUUCUUGUGCAGAGCCAACAACUAGAGGAAGAGCUGAGAAAGCUUGGGGAUAACGCACAGGGAUGCAGCCUAGCACGAUUAAGAAUAAGUGGCACAAGGCACACAGGAGGUGUAGAUGAGGUUGAACAGCUUCGUCUGGAGCGGAUGCAGAUUGAUGAACAGUUGCGUCAGCUCACGCAGGGCCAUCGACCUGGAGACAAGGAGAGAGGAGAGCGGGGGGAGCGAGGAGGAGGGGGAUACAAUAUGGAUGGCAGUGCCAAUGCUUCAUCUUCAUCAUCACAUGUUGGGCGUUCCUACAACAGUCGAGGUCGUGGGCGCAGAGGCCACGGUUACAGUACCGGAUAUGGCACCAACUCUGAGCACUCCAAUGCGUCUGAGACCGAUUUGGAGCGUCGAGAUGAAGUCAAUGAUUGGUCUCAGGCUGGUGAGAUGCAAACAACGGAGAGGGAAAGAGGUCUGCGUCCACAGAGAGAUAGUCGCAGGCGGCUGGGACUAGGAAGAGGACGAGGAGGACGAGGAAGAGGAGGAUACAAUAACAGCCCUUCAGGGCCUCGGGGUGACGCUACGGAGACAAACACCGAGACAGACCAGACGGCUGAUACAGAUGCGAGUGAGUCCAACUUGCUUACCACUCGCCAGCGAAGAUCCCGACGACGUAGGACUGAUGACGACACCACAGUGAUGGAUGGCAUGAGCGAGUCAGAAAACACCUCAAUGAGUGAAAAUGGGAUAGUGACAGUGGCCGACUUCAUGUCCAGGGCUGACUCUCAGAGCAGACAGAUGCCAACCAAGGAUGCCGAAAAGAACGAGGAGAGUCAGGUGGACGCCAGAGCAGAGCACAGCCCAGAGGUCCCCUCUGCAGCUACGAAUGGUUCUGACAACAAUGCUCCAGACAAUGAGAGCAAUUGUGCCACCCAUGACCCAGAGUCCUCCACUGAGGGGGUCACUAAAGUCUGUAACAAAGGGGACCCUGACCCUAAACCUGUUGUGAAUGGCCUCUAAUAGACCCCAAAACAUGGUUUCAAAUAUUUCAACUUAUUUGGCAUUGUUUGAAAUCUCAUGAUUUUGUGUGAAUCUCAGUUUUUAAUGCAGCAAGAACUGUCCUUUUUUUGUACUUUGAAAUUUGAAACAGUGCACAUUUUAGUGGUCUGUAUUUACACCACUCCUUUACACUCGUCCUAUUAUCCAUGCAGUUAGUCUUUUUACAGUAGUUCUUCCUGUAUAAGAUGGCCAAAGAUAGUCUAACACACACUAUGUAAAUGUUCAUUUUCAGUCGAGGGAUUGACUGUGAAUGCAGUAUUUGGAAAAAGUAGUCAGGGAUUCCACUCAAACCCAUACUGUGGUAUUAAUGCAGCUGUUCUUUUUGGUGACAUCUUAGCAGGGUUUUUGUAAAUGUCUGCCUUUGCCAGGUGAACUUCCAAAACAUUUUCUGGAUAUUUUGUGCAUCUGAAGUAGUUUGUACUUCCAAUUGUUGUGCAUGAGCAAUACCACAGUGCAGGCAGAUUUAUUGGAAGGUCUGUGUACUUGACAUUGACGUGAUCAGCUGUCGUGCCUUGAGAAUAGUUUGAACAUGUUGCCUGAACCGCACAAACCCCGAAAUCUUUUCACUUGUUUGGUGGUUGUUUGCCUGCUUCGGUUAGACCGCGUGAGCAGUUUUUCGUAACUGGGUCUCUUCCCACCCGAACUGACAAACCCAACCACCGAAGACCUGAGAAGACAUUAGGAUGCAUAUCUUUUGAAGUCAGGUGUGACUGUUCUUAAUGUUUAUCCUCUUUGUUUAGUUUGGCAUAGCUGCUUUCUCUUCUUCAAUAUGCAACCACUUUGUUCAUGAGGAAAUUUUACAGCAUACAUACAGUGGGGCAAAAAAGAGCAGCUCGUCAGUCACCUAUUGUGAAAGUUCUUCCAUAUAAAAGAGACGAGACCUGUAAUUUUCAUCAUAGGUAGACCUCACCUAUGAGAGACAAAAUGAGGGGAGAAAAAUCCCACAGAUUAGAAAAAGAUUGGCAAAUUAGGGUGGAAAAAAAAACAUUUGUUCAAUAACAAAAGUUCAUAGUUAUAUUAAGUUAUAUCUCCUUUGUUGGCAGUAAUAGAGGUGAAUUGUUUUCUCUAAGUCUCCACAAGUUGGUAUUGCUUGCUGGUAUUUUGGCCCAUUCCUCCAUGCAGAACUCUAGAGCAGCUAUGUUUUGCGGCUAUUGCUGAGCAACAGACUUUCAACUCCCUUCAAAGGUUUUCUUUUGGGUUGGGAUCUUGAAGACUGGCUCAAUUACUCCAGGACCUUGAAAUGCUUAUGAAGCAUUCAUAGGCCGGGUGCUUUUUUUUUUUUUCAUGCUAAAGACCCAGCCACGUCCUCUUCAAUGUCCUUUAGAAUGACGUUUUCACUCGAAAACUUACAUCCAUGGCCCCAUUCUUUUUUUUUUUCUUGACACAAAUCAGUCAUCCUAGUCCCCUCCUUUGGAGUUUGGAGUGUGACUGAAGAUGUGGACAGGUUUUUUUUUUUUUUCCAAUACAGAACCAUUUUAAACAGGUGCAAUUAACACAGGUGAGUGGAGGGCAGAGUUACAGAAGUUACAGGUCUGCUAGAGUUAAAUACUUAUUUUCCACCAUAAUUUGCCAAUACUGUAAAUUCUUCAUUCUUAAUUUUUCCCAUUUUAUCUCUUAUAGAUGAAGUAUACUUCGGAUGAAAAUUACAGGCCUCUUAUUUUAAGUGUGAGAAUUUGCAAAAUUGGUGGCUGACUUAAUGCUUUUUUUUGCCCCAUUAUAUUUGGAAAAGAACCAGGAUUCAUUUCCUUUGCACUGAAAUGUAUUUUUCUGUCAAGUUAAUUGUAGUUGGAAACUGCCUUGUGUGCUCAACAAAGAUGUAGCCAUUUUCUUUUCCUCAGUUGGAAACUAAUUGUUUCACUUAAAGAAAGCUUAUUUAUUUCAAAAGUGUACAGUAUUUAAAAAAAAAAGAAAAAAAAAUUGACACUAAACAUACAUGAGGACACAAAUGGCAAAUUUUGACUACUGAGAGUUGUGACAACGCAUGUUUUUCUGUUGAACUGAGAGUAGUAUUUUGUUUUUUUUCUAAAGAAUCAUUCUGGUUGAUGUGCAAUAUGUUUUGUAUGCUGGUAGUUCUUAAAUAAACUUGAUCUUUCAUAUUAGAUCUAAA
Messenger RNA from Syngnathoides biaculeatus (alligator pipefish), 4337 nucleotides. It is a transcript of the gene fxr1, whose product is annotated as FMR1 autosomal homolog 1. The record is from RefSeq and is a predicted model, not a curated record. The transcript has 18 exons. Bases 95 to 2191 code for a protein of 698 amino acids. Gene Ontology annotation, cellular component: neuronal ribonucleoprotein granule; presynapse; membrane. Gene Ontology annotation, biological process: central nervous system development; regulation of mRNA stability; negative regulation of translation. Lineage: Eukaryota; Metazoa; Chordata; Actinopteri; Syngnathiformes; Syngnathidae. Gene Ontology annotation, molecular function: translation regulator activity; mRNA 3'-UTR binding; protein homodimerization activity.